Messenger RNA from Colletotrichum aenigma, 3315 nucleotides. It is a transcript of the gene EFR3, whose product is annotated as Protein EFR3. Gene Ontology annotation, cellular component: plasma membrane. The record is from RefSeq and is a predicted model, not a curated record. Lineage: Eukaryota; Fungi; Ascomycota; Sordariomycetes; Glomerellales; Glomerellaceae. Gene Ontology annotation, biological process: protein localization to plasma membrane. The transcript has 2 exons. Bases 1 to 3315 code for a protein of 1104 amino acids.
AUGAACGCGAUCCAGCAAAAAUGUCGCCCGAAGCAUCAGGUCUUGGUCCUGAAGUGCUAUCCGCGGACGACAAAGGGCGCUGUUGAUGUCAAGCCUAAUUCCAGCGAGCUGAGCUACUUGCUGUUCUAUGCUACUUCGCGCCGCUCCAAAAUCCAGAAGAUUGGGUCCUUUCUGGAGAAAAAGACAGCCAGCGAUGUCUGGCGUCAGCGCAUCGGAAAUGUUCAAGUGACUCUGCGAAUCCUUACGGCCUUGAUCGAAAAGGCCCCGAAGGACCUGCCACUCGUCGCUCCCAAUGUGUUGAAAAUUCUCGACCUCAUCCUCGGCUCCAAGGAUAUAACCAUGGUCGAAUCAUCUAUUCCUACUUUCGAAGCCUUCUGCGAGAACCACGAUACGUCGUCUUCCUUCGCCGACCAAGCCUAUCUCGCCCAAUACGAAUCCAUCGUCCGCACUUAUGCCUCCCUCGCCUCCACCCGCCAAAACCCUGGAAAGGGAGCCUCCAGCAAACCCGUGCUGAUGCGGUGGAGGAACGCUGGCUUGGAAGCAAUCAGGAGCGUGUCCUCAUCUGAGGCGUUAUCAUCUGUUACUGGCCGUCAGUUUGAUGUUAUUGUUCCCGUCAUACUGGACAAUCUGUGGUGGGACGAUGACGAGCUUCUGGAGACCAUACUUGGGCGGAUACGGAUGGAGGAGAAGGUCCAAACAGAAAAGCUUCGCCGUAGGACGAGCGUUGCGACUCAAGGGACUGGCGAAACAGGCGAGGCAAACCCCAUUGCCUUGACAGGAACGGCCAUGGACGUCGACAAGCUCGCCGAAGAGGAUGUUGGUGUGCUCGCCUUGCAGUGCUUGAAGCAGAUCUUCAUCACGCCCAACCGACCGCAAAUCCACUCCGCCACGGCCGCUCUUUUCCAGUUCAUCGAGAAACGUGUUGCAAAUGGCGACUCCGUUGUCAAGACAGACGAGAAAUCCGCCAAGGAUCACGGGUGGGCAAUCAGUGUUUACGACACCGUUGCACGGUGGGCGCCGGUACAGGACCGUUAUGUUAUCUUGGUGACGGCUUUGGAUCAUCUUGUAAAGGCCCCCGUGAAGGACGACAAUCUCAAGAUUCAUCUGGUCUUGACCGCCAUGAUUGGUUCUUUGCUGCGGUCCGACGUCAAUCUCAUCGGACUCAGCGCAAUGGAUGUCUUGCUGGGUCUGAUUCAGCACAUGAAGAAGCUCAUCCAACUACCUGGAGGGCUCAGUAAGGGGGAAGCAGAGAUCGACGGAGGGCCACCUUCCUCGCCUCAGGCUUCUGCAGAAGUCGCUGCUCAAAGGCGGGAACUGCUUGACCGCAUCCAGUCGUGCAUUGGGGACUUGGCAACACACGUUUAUUACGCGGAUCAGAUUUCAGACAUGAUCUCGACGAUUCUACUGCGACUGAAGCCUUCCAAGCCUUCAAGCGCCAAUUCGUCGCCCCAGGGAGAGAACGCCGAGCCAGUUUCACAGGAUGACGCAAACGGGAGCCAAACUUCGCAUCUUGAGACAUACCUCUCACGCAAUGUGGCCAAGACCGCGGCCUUGAAGGCCAUCAAGAACAUUCUUCUUGUGGCCAACCCGAGGGCACAGAUGUCUGGCAACCUGAAUCUGUCAAGAAAUAAGGUUCCCAUCCAAACAUGGGAAAACACGCAGUGGCUCCUGCGCGACCCGGAUGGCGAGGUCAGGAAGGCGUAUGUUGAUGCGCUGUUAACAUGGCUCGACCGAGAAACCACAGCGGCAGACUUGAAGGCUCGGGAUGAGAACGCUCAGCACCACCGAUCGUCAUUGAAGAAUAGCCGCGAGCUCCAACCCGGCAGCGCCGCUCAGCGGGCUGCCUCCAGCGCUUCCAACAACCGAGACAAGCCUUCCCGGCAUCGCUCGCACUUCCUGCAGCUUCUCCAUAUCGCCAUCUACGACAAUGCGUUGCAGUACGUUGACUACGACUACGAUAUGGUUCUGCUGCAUGUGCUCCUAAACAAGUUGGUAAUCCGACUGGGCGUUAAUGCAGUUCAGUACGGAUUGCCCAUGGUUUUCCGUCUGCAGGAAGACAUUCCCGACGCUGAGACACCUGUGCAGAAGGUACGCCUUGGCAGUCUCGCCCAUGGGUACUUCUGGGCCGUUACCGAACGAUUCGACAUUGAAAACUCCGUUGUCGGUCGUGCGAUUACGAACGAGGUCAUUCGACGCCGCAGCAAGCACUUUUGGACCGAGGGCGUUGCCAUCCCGCCACCACCAAUGGAGACUAUCACUCCAGGCGUGCCCACGUCGCUCACCAAGAUGCCUGCCAACGAGGUCGAGUCAGAAGCCCUCUUGCCAUUCGAUGACCGAACAUCACUCGUUGAGAGCAUUGCUGCAAGCUACAUCGACACCAGUAUUUCACCACCAUCUAGCCCACCUCAAUCUCCCGGACGCAACUUUUCUCAUCCGAUCCUUAGUUCGUCGCUUAGCACAGUUCCUGCUGUUCCUGGAAACGAGUUGCCCACAGUGUUUCGCGAGCACAUGCUAGCGGAAUGGUCGAAAGAGUCGGCGAUGCUGGCCCUCCAAGCGGGAAGCAAGUCGGAGUCGUUGGCUGGCUCAAAGACCGGCACUAUGGGAACCAACCGACACUUGACGGUCAAUGGCGCUAACGGCCACACGGGGGCUUCCUCACCGGCUGGCAGCCAGCAAGGCCUGCGUCCAAACACCGCACAGACACACGGUGGCUUGUCUCCCAUGAGCAAGCUGCGCAAGAGCAGUGUCCGCAGUGGUGUGUCGCCGUCUCCCUCUGAUUCUAGCAGGGGCAUUGUCGCGUCCGUCGACCAGCUCAAGGCUAUUCUCACAGGGCAAGUACCAGCGACACCAAUAGGCACCUCGGCCGGGCUGCACCAUGACAGUGAUAGCGACAGCAUGGUCAGCUACGACUUCACGCCAUCUGAGCUCAGCUUCAACCCGGCGACUUCACAGGGAGAAAACGGCGGUGGGGCAUCGCUAGGCCGCACACGAUCGGCGUCGCAGUCAAGCAAGGGCGGGCCACUAAACUCCAACCCGCUGUAUGAGCAGAAUGAAGGCGAGGAGGUGCCGCCAGUGCCGCCACUACCAGGGCACAUCGGCGGGCUCACUUCUUCGAUAUCCAUCCAGGAUUAUGCGGUGAAGCCGGCAAGGAGGGAUCUAAGCAGCAGGGGCGGUGAUAGUCUGUAUCACGGGUCAAAUAGAGGAGACAUGUCGAUGGUUUCGGGAGGAGGAAUGGAUUUGCACGAGCUUCUUAAUGGGAUUGACAGCCGAGCAGGGGAGCUCAGCUUGGGGAAUGUGACGAAGCCGCCUUACUAA